AUGCUUUGGCUGCAGCUCGCCGCGCUACCCUUGGUCUUGGUAACUGCCAUCUCACCCAUCACAACCACCUCAAUGCCCUCGACCAGCGCACUUACAACCAGCGAAACCCUCACCACCAUCGUCACCACCACCGUCGACUACAUGAAUCAAAACUGCGCCUGCACAAACGCCAGCCUCUUCUCCGACAACGAGCGCAUCGCCGCGUGCCGCAAAGAUCUCCUGGUGGAUGUGAUUGACACCAUUAUCAAUAACACCUUUGAGGAUCGCCUCGUGCAGCUUGAGCGUGCCGCCUUUGGAUACUUCUACUAUGGGGACGUUGACUGCGACGUCUCCGUUCUACCAGAAGGCAUUACCCACAUCGUCGGCAACGUCAACUUGGAAUCCUGCACAAGCCUCGAUACCGCCAACCUGACCAUCUUCUCCACCGUCCGCAACAUCUCCGGCGAACUCAGCAUCAAGGGAAACGAUGCCCUCACCACGAUGGACGGUUUCAACGAGCUCACCGCCGUCGGAACCUACCUUCAAAUCACGGAUCACGACGCAUUGGCCGACCUCGAUGGCUUUGGUAACUUCACACGGACAGAAGGAAAAUUAUACCUCAAGGCUCUGGGUGCCUUGACCAACAUUGACGGCUUUAGUAGCCUGACCCAUGUUGGCGACGACUUCUACAUCAAGGACUUGGAUUUGUUGACUGACUUUUCGGGCUUUGCCGAGCUUGCGUACAUUGGAGCCAAGUUUGAAAUCAAUAGCAACGACUUGUUGACCACGCUCGGGUUCACCAAGUUGAACCACAUUGGCAAAUCCAUGACGAUCCAAAAUCACGAUGAACUGCUCAACGUUGACGGUCUGGAUGGUAUCACAACUCUGGGCAGCGAUCUCACGAUCAAGGGCAACGAGAAACUGGCGAACAUUAACGACCUAGGCGAGCUGUCUGAGGUUUACGGCAACGUCGAGAUCAAGAGCAAUCCGGAGCUCACGGAUGCAUCCAGCCUGAGUGCACUGAACACCGUGGAAGACGACGUCUUGAUUUGUGGCAAUAGCGGCAGCCUGGACACGACGUCUUUGGGCAGCACUCUUGCAACCGUGGGAAGCUCCCGCUGCAUUGAAAUUAGCUGCAGCUCUUGCUAA
Messenger RNA from Monosiga brevicollis MX1, 1128 nucleotides. RefSeq lists its product as uncharacterized. The coding region runs from base 1 to 1128 and encodes 375 amino acids. The record is from RefSeq and is a predicted model, not a curated record. Lineage: Eukaryota; Choanoflagellata; Craspedida; Salpingoecidae. Gene Ontology annotation, cellular component: plasma membrane; cell wall. The transcript is spliced from 9 exons.